This is a messenger RNA of Megalobrama amblycephala (Wuchang bream), 2768 nucleotides long. It is a transcript of the gene dnajb6b, whose product is annotated as DnaJ heat shock protein family (Hsp40) member B6b. Gene Ontology annotation, biological process: positive regulation of proteasomal ubiquitin-dependent protein catabolic process; protein refolding. The transcript has 10 exons. Gene Ontology annotation, cellular component: endoplasmic reticulum membrane; cytosol. Bases 372 to 1316 code for a protein of 314 amino acids. NCBI's taxonomy places the organism in Eukaryota, Metazoa, Chordata, Actinopteri, Cypriniformes, Xenocyprididae. The record is from RefSeq and is a predicted model, not a curated record. Gene Ontology annotation, molecular function: Hsp70 protein binding; ATPase activator activity.
UCAGCUGUUUGGGUAACAGGAAGUGACGAAAUUGCACUAGAAUCAAGUCGCUUUAUAGAGGUCGGCGGAUUGUUGGAGAACAUUAGCGACAGCCCAAUUUCAGUGAUAAAGAUUCACACAUAUACAUCUCUGUCUUUCACAUAGGGAAGUUACUCUGAUCACCUGAGACUGUUUUAUAAACAGACAGACCUCGGACCAAACAGAAUAACCCCUGCUGGAAUAGUAUUUCAAAUAAAGAAACUCGACCUCAUCACUGGGAUACACAGCGGAGGUCCAAAUAAAGCACCGGGAUAAGGACACUUGUCUUCGUUACAUAAGGGCCACUGCUGAAAAUUUGUCAACCAGUGGGGUGGAAAACCAAAACCUGAGCCAUGGGGGAUUAUUACGAGAUCCUGGGUGUGACGAAAAAUGCAUCCCAUGAUGAUAUAAAGAAAGCGUACAGAAAACAAGCACUAAAGUGGCAUCCAGACAAAAACCCAGACAUAAAAGAAGAGGCAGAGAUCAGGUUUAAAGAGAUCUCAGAAGCAUAUGAAGUCCUGUCAGAUGAAAACAAACGGAGACAGUAUGAUAGAUAUGGUAAAGAAGGCCUCUCUAAUAGAGGUGGUCAUUAUGACGAGGAUUUCAUGGGCGGAUUCACAUUCCGUAAUCCAGAAGAUGUCUUCAGGGAAUUCUUUGGAGGCCGAGAUCCAUUUGCAGAUUUUGCAGAUUUCUUUGCUGAUGACCCCUUUGAAGAUUUCUUUGGUGGUGGGCGGCGUCAUAGGGGUGUGAGCAGGAGCAGGACGACAGGUUCAUUCUUUCCCGGAUUUUCUCCAUUCGGUCCCGCCUUUUCUGGGUUUGGCACAGGAUUCACCCCAUUCGGCCCAAUGGGUGGGGGUGGUUUCACCUCAUUUUCCUCCUCUUCAUUUGGUGGUGGAGGUGGAAUGGGAAACUUCCGCUCUGUCUCCACAUCCACCAAAUUCGUCAAUGGAAGGAGAAUCACCACCAAACGCAUUGUAGAGAACGGUCAAGAGAGAGUGGAGGUAGAGGAGGACGGUCAGCUCAGAUCUCUCACAGUCAAUGGUAUUUCUGAUGACAAUGCAUUGGAGGAAAGCCGCAGACAGAACGCUCUCUCUAGCACUGCCCCACACAACCGGUACCUCCGAAAUGUGGCCCAGAACCCUUCGGAGGAGGAGGAGGUGGAGGACAGAGGCCUGCAGAAUCUGGGACUUGCCAAAGGGUUUUUUGACACCAGGAGAAAGAAGCUAUUGUUGAAGGAGUCCGACACUAAAAAGAAGCGGAUGCCAAGACUGGCUCCUCGGAUUGGGGUGUGGUUCUAACAGUUGUUACUAUAUACAGUAUAUUUUUUGUGUGUUGUCUUUACUGUUCAUUUUCUAAAAACUGAGGGGAUAUAAAGACAUUAAAUACUGUCACACAAAUUAUUCAAAUUAUUCUUUUUAAAUAGCACACAUAGAAAGUUUCUUCCUAAAUGUUCUCCUUUGACAUGUUGCAUUCACGUAGUGUUGUCAAAGUCUGUACGACCCACUAUAAAAGUCAUGGUAACAUCUGCUUAUUGUAACUAUUGUAACCUUUUUUUUUUUCCCUUUCAUUUCACAAACUCAUGAUAUUCCCACAUCCAUCACCAUGCAUAUGCUACAAAAAUCUUUCAUUAUCCUGAUCUGAUGUAUAAAAAACAAUCACACUCAUAUAGAAGGACACCCCCCUCCAUUGCUGUGGUGUUGAAAACGGCAGUUCAAGAAGGAGCCUAAAGACAUCACUCAUUGGAUAAUUAAACCCAACUGAAAUACAUUUAUUCAUGUUUUUAAACAUUAAACAGAUCUCUUCAUUAUUCUGUAAAGUAUGUUAAAUUUACUUGCAAGACUGUUUUCAACACUUUGAUAUAUUUUUGAUGAAGAAAAUAAUUCAUUAUAAACAUAAAAGUGAGGCACUUUAAAGUUUGUGAGUUUGUGUGCAUUUUGUAUUAAAUGAUGGAGUGCAAACUCAGGAUUGACAUGAUAUUUAAAAGAUGCUUGAAAGAUUAACCAUGGAAGAGACAAAAAGAGACAGGAUGAUGAGAGAAGACAGAACAGGUCAGACUAAGGUACUGAGGAAAGUGGGAGGGACCAGGAAGAGAAAGAGGGGCAAAGGAUUUUUAAAUUAUUAAUUUACCAAUGUGAGAGAACACGUUUUCACCAGUCUGCCUUUUGAUCCAGUCUUAAGCACUGUAUGAAUAUUUCAGAAAAUACUCCAGAUGUGGGAUGUCCUUCCAGAACUGGGAGCAUGGCUUUAAUUUUUCUCCAACUACUGCAUGUAUGCGUUUCAUUUUGUUUUUCGAUAUUGAAAAGAGACUUAAAUCUUUGCAAAAUCGUAGUUUCUAUAUUAAAAAGCUACAUAGACACAUUUUUAGUAAUACAUAUUAAAAAGCUUCUACUCUGAUAUGUUAUAGUACUUUUUUUGCUGAUGCCUAAUGAAUAUGUAUUAUUUGUUGAUACAUAUUUAUGCUGUUAAUUGGUAUUGGUGUAAACUGAGGCAUUUUUAAUCAAGUGCUGUUAUUUUCAAAGCCAUGAAUGUCUGUUCAUGCUGUACUGCAAUAACUAAUAAAUUGUGUUGUGGGGGAAAAACACUCAAAACAAAAAUAUUUUAACCAUACUAGAAAAUCGCUUGCCGUUUACUUACAGCUGUGAAGGUUUUACUUUGUAAUAUUGACAAAAAGGCUUAUUUCUGAUGUGUGUAUGUCUGGUUGUUUCUUUUUUCUUUUUUAACAUACACAAAUAAAGCAUUUUUGUAUGUUC